Molecule: messenger RNA, 4349 nt
Organism: Lethenteron reissneri (Far Eastern brook lamprey)
Lineage: Eukaryota; Metazoa; Chordata; Hyperoartia; Petromyzontiformes; Petromyzontidae
Gene: PDCD6IP
Product: programmed cell death 6 interacting protein
Biological process (GO): mitotic cytokinesis
Cellular component (GO): endosome
Molecular function (GO): protein binding
Source: RefSeq, a predicted model, not a curated record
UUCCUGCCACUUCCGCGUGUUAGAUGAACGCUCGCUCACCAUCGUAGCUACGCUCUCGCUAAACGUACGCGUCGUCUCUUCGUCUCUAACAACAGCAAGAACAGCAGCAAGAAGCCAUGGCCACGUUCGUGACGGUGCCGCUGAAGAAGUCGUACGAGCUUGACGUGGCCAAGCCGUUGUCUCGCUUCAUCCUGGACACGUACGGCCCGGGCCACGACUUCGCCAAGAGCCUGGAGGAGCUGAACGCGCUGCGUAGGAGCGCGGCGUGCCGGCCCCUGGACAAGCACGAGGCCUCGCUCGACCUCCUAGAGAGGUAUUAUGAUCAGCUGUGUGCCAUUGAGCCAAAGUUGCCCAUUAAUGAAGGCCAGAACCCAAUUAAUUUCACAUGGAGGGAUGCCUUUGACAAAGGAUCACUGUUUGGGGGCUCAGCAAAACUUACCAUCCCUCGGGCCAGCUAUGAGAAGAUUUGUGUGCUGUUCAAUAUUGGUGCUCUCAUGAGCCAGAUCGCUGGUGAGCUCAACCUAGACAGUGAUGAUGGCAUGAAAACUGCUGCCAAGUACUACCAGCAAGCGAGCGGCUGCUUUUUGCAAAUCAAGGAGUCUGUGCUGAGUGCGCUGAACCGAGAGCCAACGGUGGACAUCUCCCCUGACACAGUUGGAGCGCUCAGUGUUAUCAUGCUGGCACAGGCCCAAGAGGUGUUCUACAUGAAGGCCAGCGCUGACAAAAUGAAGGACGUGAUUGUUGCAAAACUGGGUAAUCAAGCAGCUGACUAUUAUGGAGAUGCCUUCAAGCAGUGUCAAUACAAGGAGCAGCUGCCUAAGUAUUUUUAUUUCCAGGAGGUGCUUCCUCUUCUGGCUGCCAAGCACUGCAUCUACCAGGCCACAGCCCAGCUACACCAGUCUAACGUGGCCAAACAGCAAAAGAAAUUUGGAGAGGAGAUCGCAAGACUCCAGCACGCAACGGACCUUGUGAAAACGGUCACGUCGCGUUACGAUGAGUACAUUAGCGUCAAAGAUCUGUCUGACAAGAUUAGCCGGGCGCUAACUGCAGCCAAGAAGGACAAUGACUUCAUCUACCACGAUCGGGUGCCAGACAUUAAGGACCUGGAAGCUAUUGGCAAGGCCACCCUUGUGAAGCCCCUGCAGCUCACCAGCCCCAUGAGCCCCCGAUUUGUUGACCUGUUUGAAAAGAUGGUACCACUGGCUGUGAACAAUGCGGUCACUGCAUACAACCAAAGGAAGGCUGAUCUUGUCAACAGAUCUGUAAUGCAAAUGAGGGAGGCAACCACUCUUCUCAAUGGAAUCUUAGCAUCGCUGAACCUGCCAGCUGCCUUAGAAGACUUGUCAGGUGACACAGUACCACCUUCCAUUCUGGAGAAGUCCGUGGCUAUCGUCGAAAAAGGGGGGCUGGAUAAAAUUGACUACUGGAUGAAGAACCUUCCUGAGUUUCUGCAACGUAAUCGUGAGAUUCUAAAUGAGGCUAUGAAGAUGCUGAGUGAGGAGGAGGUCACAGACAAUGACCUAAGAACUAAGUUUCAGCAGAAGUGGCAGCGCACACCCUCGAAUGACCUCUACAAGCCGCUGCGUGCAGAGGGUGACAAGUACCGUCAGCUUAUUGACAAUGCCGUGAACGCGGAUGGGGUCGUCAAGCAGAAGUAUAACGAGCACCGGGACUACAUCGCGAUGCUCAGUCAACCACAACAGGAGCUCAACUCUGCCAUUCCAUCUGCCAAUCCGGCAGCUUCUCUCGCAGGCAGCGAGACAGUGCAGAUUUUGCGCUCGCUGCUGUCCGACCUGGACACCGUGAAGGGUGAACGAGAGGCCCUGGAGGGUGAGCUGCGCGCCGUCGACUCGGACAUGACGGGUCGCUUCCUGGGGGCACUGGCUCAGGACGGGGCCCUCAACGAGGAGGACCUGUCGCGCACUGAGCUGGAGCGGCUGUACGGGCCGUACACGCAGCGCGUCACCGAGAGCAUUCGGCGUCAGGAGGAGCUACUCAGGGACCUGCAGGUGCGCCACCAGGAGUUCGCUCAGCAGAAACAGGCGAGCACAGAGUCAAACUUGCGGGAUGAAGUCCUCCGGAAGCUGGCUGCUGCCCAUGACGGCUUCAUGCAGCUCCUGGGAAACCUGGAGGAAGGAAACAAGUUUUACGGUGACCUGACGGAGAUAUUGCUUAAAUUCCAGAGCAAAUGUAAUGACAUAGUAUUUGCUCGCAAAACUGAGAGGGAUGAACUGCUCAAAGAUAUCCAGCAGAAGAUUGCCAAAGAGCCAUCUGCCCCAGUCCUGGGUGUGCCAGCCUAUCAGCAAUCAACUGAGAUGCCCCCCCAGCCUCUACCCCGCACUACUGCGCCAAGCAAGCCUCAGGCACCGCCACGUCCACCCCCUCCGGUUCUUCAACCGACUCCCAGUGCGGCCCCAGCUCCUGCUCCAGUCGCUGCAGCGAGUACACCCUCCACAGUCUCCAUGGCACAGGGACCCCCGUUCGCAUCCUACCCCGGCUACCCAGGUGCUGUGCCCAUGCCAAUGGGAUUUAAUCCUUAUACAACCUACACCCAAUACGCAAUGCCACCCUACGGUGCCCAACCUCAGCCAGGCCAGGCAUAUCCCCAGGGACAGCCACAGUACGUACAGCCCCAAAUGCCUGGCUAUCCGCAGGGCCAGAUGCCCACAUACACUCAUCCAUAUGGAUACCCCCAGCAGCCCUACCCUUACCAGCAGGCAUACAAUCCCAAUAACCCAAAUCCUUACAGCCAACAGUGAGCUCAUAAAUCCACAUUGGCACAGGAAAGGUUGCUCCAAAGGCUUUGGUGUGCCUACGUAAAUAUAGAACCAAUAACGGUUUCCUUGUUUGUGUUUGACGUUAAUUAGAUUUUUUUGUUUUAAAGCAAGCUGAGUUUUCUUUGGAACAUUCAGUUGUACCUGAUAGGUUUAUUACGCAAGAGUAUACAGUAGAAAGCAUUGACUCCUGCUAUUGUUUUGGUGUUAUGAAACUGUGUUUAUAAGUGACCUUAUUACACGUUAUUAGUAAAGUUUGUUUAGGAGAAUAUACUUUGGAUGUUACGAUCAAGAGAUGCUGGGAUACUGUAUGACUUGGCAAGCUUGCAAAAUGUAGCAUUUGUACUCUUCAUUAUAGUUAUGUAAUUUUAUUAAGUAUAUAUAUAUACACAUUUCCUAUAGGCUAGUACCAAAAGAAAAGUCAUGGCAGGGCCCUGUUAAUUUCCCACAUGCCUUUGGAAGAACUUGAACUAUUAAAGCUGUCGUAACAAUUGUCUCAAACAAUACAUCUCUUUCCUCUGAGGGUAACAUGGGUUAAGAUAUCUUAAGCUUUGUGCAAGUUCAGAUACGAGAUUAUAAUUGGACGACACUAGGCAUUUGUUCAUGAGAAAAUACAUUUUAAAAGUUUUGUAAUUUUGCAGGUAAAAAAAGAACUGGUUUCAUCCUAUCUUAGUUUUCGGUCAUAUUAAAAUUGAAGUUAUCGAAUCUACAUUGAGUGUAAAUGUUUUAGUUUAUUAUUUUGCUUUGAAUUUGUUAUGAUUCCGUACAAACAGUAGUGCAUAAGUAAUACAAGUUAUUGUUUCUAUGGUAAGACUAAUUUUCCUAAUUGAUUUGAAUAAUUACUACCGUAUAGGUUUUUACUGAUGUGUUGUAUAGCUUUCUGACGUGUUCAAAUUGUUAACGCAUUUGUUUGGCAUCAUAUCUGACAUUUAGUUCCACAUGCUGGAAACACCUCGGAGCACAUGAGAGUGCUGAAUAUUUAAUUUCACUUUUUCAAAAUAUUGAUAAUCGGUGACCACAGAGGUCUGCAUGGAGUUGCACUCUAAAACGUGUACAGUUCAAUAUGUGGAUAACGUAUGUACAGUCAUUCUAAGCCAAAAUGCAUGGGGUUAGUAAUGUGCGCCCAUGGUAAUGCAUCUCGAGGGAAUCCUUUAGAUUCCAUUUUGCUGAAUUGCUUUUGGAAUUCAUAGCUCAGCCCAAAAGCAAGUCGACCGAGGUAUUUUAUGAUCGCAAAUAAUGCUUGCGCUGGUGUGUAUAAGCUUGAAAAUAAAAAAAGGAUGUGGUGACAUGUAAUAAUUGUUGCAAAGCAUUCACAUAGAGGCAUGCGUGAACAAAUGCAAAACAAUCCAUGAUAACCAACAUCGCACUUUAAGAUGUCACAUGUCUCACCAUGCAGGAAUGGUAAAUAUUGGCAAUUGGGGCGUAAUCAUUUUUCCCUUCUGAAACCAUCACUCAAUUUGAAUAUAGUUUAAUGCUUGCUUCUGUUGUAUGUGCUAUCUGUAUAUUUGCAUAAUAUAAUAAAACAUCUGAAUUUUUCUACAUUGGCGUGGUAGAAUAAAAACAGAAUUAUUAGUA